CUCACUGCUCUCCUCUGUCUCUAACACUGGGAUCAGCCUUAGGCUAUCUAUAGACUGGACAUAAUCCAACACCGGGUGAUAACACUGAUAACACAUCACAAAGGUUCAUUCCACACAGGAGCUCAGACUGACUGCUUCACUCGGAAACAUGGCAGCCAAAGCGAUGGAGACGCCGGGCGGGAGGGAGAUGGGGAUGGACGGAGGCCGGUGGAGGAGGAGGAGGUCCCUGAUGGUGUUGGCCGUGGCCCUGGGAUCGCUGGGGCCCCUCCUCCCGCUCGCGGAGGCCAGCAACAUCCUGGUGGUUCCCGUGGACGGGAGCCACUGGAUCAACAUGAAGGUGUUGAUGGAGGCGCUGCGAGCUCGCGGUCACCAGCUCACGGUGCUGCGCUCCUCCACGAGCUGGUACAUCAAGGAGAAGUCCGACAUGUACCACUCGUUCACCGUCCACUCCGACAGCAAGCUGGGCGUGAUGGAGAACCACGAGGUCAUCUCCCGCUUUGUGGUCAGGAACCUGGAGAUCCGCAAGCACGGCAGGACCCCUCUGUCCUUCCUCCGGCUCACGCAGGCGAUCACGGACAUGGUGGCCGACACCCACAGCCACGUCCAAGCCUUCAUCUCCAACAUAUUCGAGGACCUGGAGCUGCUGAGGCGCUUGGAGAAGGCCGGCUUCGACCUGCUGCUGACCGACCCCUUGCUGCCCACCGGCCUGAUGCUCGCCCACCGGCUGAAGCUGCCGAUGGUGUACAACGUCCGGUGGUUCACCGUCGGGGAUGGGCACUACUUCAUCGCCCCCUCCCCCAUCUCCUAUGUGCCGCUGGUGAGCACCAGCCUGACCGACCGCAUGUCCUACCGCCAGCGUCUCCGCAACGCAAUCCAGUACUUCACCGGCAUCCUCCUGGCCCAGCACAUGGUCCACCCCAGCUACGACCAGCUCUGCCACAAGUAUCUGGGUCCUGGGGUGGACCUGACCAGCCUCGUCCAUUCGGCUGACCUGUGGCUGAUGAGAGUGGACUUUGUCUUCGAGUUCCCGCGGCCCUCCAUGCCCAACAUGGUGUACGUGGGGGGGUUCCAGUGCCGGCCGGCCAAGCCCCUGCCCCGCGACCUCGAGGACUUUGUCGCGGGGUCCGGGCCACAUGGGGUGGUCUUCAUGUCCCUGGGGACACUGGUCACUGACUUACCUGAGCACCUGCUCCUCAACAUAGCCUCUGCGUUCGCCCGCCUGCCUCAGCGGGUGGUGUGGAGGUUUCCGGGUCAGCUUCCGGGGGAGGUGGGCAACAACACCCUAGUGACGCCCUGGGUCCCGCAGAACGACCUGCUCGGACACCCCAAGACCGUGGCCUUCGUGUCUCACGGUGGCACCAACGGUCUGUAUGAGGCCAUCUAUCACGGGGUCCCAGUCCUCGGGAUCCCUCUCAUCUUCGACCAGUUUGACAACCUGGUGAGGCUGGAGGCCCGAGGGGCGGCUAGAGUAGUGGACGUGACCCAUUUGGAGACGACCUUCCUGGAGGCCCUGAGCGAUGUCCUGCAGAACUCCUCGUACAGGGAGAACAUGAGACAUCUCUCGGAGCUGCACAGAGACCAGCCCGAGACCCCUCUGGAUAGGGCCAUGUUCUGGAUUGAGUUUGUGCUCAGACACAAGGGGGCUCCUCACCUGAGAUCGGCCAGCCUGGACUUGCCCUGGGCGGUCUACCACUCCCUGGAUAUCCUGGCUACCUUCUUCCUCACCGCCUGUCUCCUCCUGCUCCUCACCGCUCUCGCCCUCAGGCUGCUGGUCAGGUCCUGCUGCAGGGCGAGGAAGGAGAAAGCGGAGUAAUAAUCAUAGAGGGAGGGUCCAUUAAUGAAACCCCCUCCCUUCUUUCACCAGGUUCCUCCUCAAGGCCCAAGUCCUAGAUGUCUCCUAAAUGCCUCUGUCUAGAUCUCCUUGGGCCUGGAGUCUAGGCUUGGCCUCAGGGUCUAUUCCAGGCCACUCCUCAAGGCCUCAAUCCAGAAUUCUCCUUAUUCCAGGUCUCUCCUCUGCACCUAUGUCUAGGUUCCUACUCAAAGCCUCAGUCCCAGAUCUCCUCAGGGCCCCAGACCAGUGUCUCCUCAGGACCUACAGCCAGUCUUUUCCUGAGGAUCUCAUUCCAGGCCACUCCUCAAGGUCCGAGUCUCUCCUCAAGAUCCCAGACCAGGUGCUUCCUCAAUGUCUCAGCCCCGGGUCUCUGCUCAGGGAGAUACCUCUGUCUUGGCUUCUCUCCUCAGGAUCUUAUUCCAGGCCACUCCGCACCAGGUAUCUCCUCCAGGCCCACGUCCAGGUCUCUCCUCAGGGUAUGAGUCCAGGUUUGUUCUCAAAGCCACAGUCCGCAUCUCUCCUCUGGCCCGAAUCCAGGUUUAUCCUCAAGGCUUGGCUUCAGAUAUCUUCUCAGGGCCCAAGACCAGGCCAAUGCUCAAGGCCUGCAUCCUAGGCUGCUCCUCAGGUCCUACAUCCAGGUUUCUGCUUGGGUCUUAAUUCCAGGCCAUUCCUCAAGGUCUCAUUCGAGGCCUCUCCUCAGGGCCCAAGACCAGGCUCCUUCUCGAGGCCCACAUACAGGUCUCUCCUCAAGGGCUGAGACCCAGGCUUCAAGCCCUAUGUCCAGUUCUCUCCUCAGGAUCCCGGUCACUUCUCCAGGCCUCCAUAUUAAACCACACUGCAAAACGCUUACAUAAUCCUAACCUCAGAUUACAGUAGCCAUUAAGUUUCACCUGUCGCGGUCUCUCUCUGUGUCUCUCUGUGUCUUGAAAGAUGCUAUACAAAUGUAAAUUGUUGUUGUUGUCUCUCUCUGUCUCUGUUGCCUGGUCCCUGAGCCCAGAUGGAGCCACGGUUCUUCCGGGGGAGGGGAGGGAAGGGUUGGUAAGGGAGUGGGGGAAGGUGAUAAGGAAGGGGGUAAAGGGGUAAAGGAUGUCACUAUCACUCCUGCCAUCUUGUGGUGAUCAAGGUUACCGCAUCUGAUAUCUGCACAUUAUUAAUAAACAACAAUAAUAAUCA
This is a messenger RNA of Callorhinchus milii (elephant shark), 3004 nucleotides long. Its product is annotated as UDP-glucuronosyltransferase 2C1-like. Lineage: Eukaryota; Metazoa; Chordata; Chondrichthyes; Chimaeriformes; Callorhinchidae. Gene Ontology annotation, molecular function: UDP-glycosyltransferase activity. The record is from RefSeq and is a predicted model, not a curated record.